Molecule: messenger RNA, 2944 nt
Organism: Lactuca sativa (garden lettuce)
Lineage: Eukaryota; Viridiplantae; Streptophyta; Magnoliopsida; Asterales; Asteraceae
Product: sec34-like family protein
Biological process (GO): Golgi organization; intra-Golgi vesicle-mediated transport; intracellular protein transport
Cellular component (GO): membrane; cis-Golgi network; COG complex
Source: RefSeq, a predicted model, not a curated record
CGUACCCUUCUCCCCUCCCAGUUAACUGUAAUUCCGACGAGAUUUCUGGAUUGCAAGAUUGCACGCAUCGGAGCUUCAAACGACGUCGAGAAUCUUCUGUCCAGGCUUGCGAUAUAUGUAUUAGCUGAAGGGGUUUUCAAACGCCGAUUUAGAAAUCUGAACAUUGUGAACUCGAUCACUGUAAACGGCAUACGUGAAGGGGUUUUCAUCAAUUUCGAACCUUGAGCGACGAUUUGUGUUCAGAAUAGUUAACGAAUAAGGAAAUGACUACUACUACCACCAGAACAGGCGUUCCAAAUUCAGAAGCUGUUUCUAGAGGCUACAACUUCGCCUCUACGUGGGAACAGAAUGCUCCCUUGACUGAGCAGCAACAUGCGGCAAUAAUAGCACUCUCUCAUGCAGUUGUGGAUCGACCAUUUCCUUCCAAAUUGUCACAGGAAAAUAUAUCCAGAGAGAAUAAUGGUUUAUCUGUUUCAACAAAGCAUGGCACUGUGGAAGAAUCUGGUGAAAUAGAUGGUGUUUUGGUCAAUACAAACCAGUUUUACAAGUGGUUUACAGAUCUUGAAGCAGCAAUGAAAUCAGAGACAGAAGAGAAGUAUCAACAAUAUGUUAGCACCUUAACUGAAAGGAUACAGACAUGUGAUAGUAUUCUUCAGCAGGUGGAUGAAACCCUUGAUUUGUUCAAUGAAUUACAAAUGCAACAUCAAGUAGUUGCAACAAAGACCAAAACUCUUCAUGAUGCAUGUGACCGAAUGGUAAUAGAGAAACAACGAUUGAUCGAGUUUGCAGAAUCCCUUCGCAAUAAACUCAAUUAUUUUGAUGAACUAGAGAAUGUUGCUACCAGCUUUUAUUCUUCAAAUACAAAUGUUGCAAGUGAAAACUUUCUUCCACAACUUAAAAAACUCGAUGAUUGCAUCACGUAUGUUGAAAAUAAUCCUCAGUAUGCUGAAUCCAAUGUUUAUCUGGUCAAAUUUCGUCAACUUCAAUCUCGAGCCUUGGGGAUGAUACGUGCUCAUGUUCUUUCUGUUCUCAAAAGUAGUACUUCUCAGGUUCAAACAGCACUCAAGGGUAGUGGUGGAAAUAAAGCAACUGUUUCUGAGGGUGUUGAGGCAUCUAUCAUAUAUGUCCGCUUCAAGGCAGCUGCAAGUGAGCUUAAACCAGUACUUGAAGAAAUCGAAAGAAGAUCUUCAAGGAAAGAGUAUGUUCAAAUUCUUUCAGAAUGUCACAGAAUAUACUGUGAACAACGCCUAUCUUUGGUAAAAGGCAUAGUAUCUCAAAGGAUUUCAGAAUAUUCCAAAAAGGAGACUUUACCUUCUUUAACCAGAUCCGGAUGUGCAUACUUGAUGCAGGUUUGCCAGCUGGAGCACCAACUGUUUGACCAUUUCUUCCCAUCAACUUCAGAAGAUAUAACAAGUCUGGCUCCUUUGGUAGAUCCACUAUGUACUUUCUUGUAUGAUACACUGAGACCAAAGUUAAUCCAUGAAACAAAUCUUGAUGUUCUUUGUGAACUUGUGGAUAUUCUCAAAAUAGAAGUUAUAGGAGAACAACUGAGCAGAAGAAGUGAAUCUUUGGCUGGAAUUCGGCCCACAUUAGACAGAAUUUUAGCAGAUAUUCAUGAAAGGUUAACCUUCCGUGCUCGAACACAUAUUCGUGAUGAGAUAGCAAAUUAUCUCCCUUUGGAUGAAGAUCUGGAUUACCCUGGAAAGCUGGAACAAUCGCCUGAGAUCAAAUCAGAUCCCACUUCUAUUGAACUGAGUUCAGAUGUUGUCAAGACUUGGUACCCUCCACUGGAAAAAACCGUAUCCUGUCUUUCAAAACUAUAUAACUGUCUGGAGCAAGCAGUUUUUACUGGCCUUGCACAGGAAGCUGUUGAGGUUUGCUCUUUAUCCAUCCAAAAAGCAAGCAAACUUGUUGCAAAAAGAUCAUCACAAAUGGAUGGACAACUUUUUCUCAUCAAGCAUCUUCUUAUAUUAAGAGAACAGAUUGCACCUUUUGACAUAGAAUUCUCAGUCACACACAAGGAACUGGAUUUCUCCCAUUUGUUGGAGCAUCUGAGACGAAUCCUUAGAGGUCAAACCUCGUUAUUUGAUUGGUCAAGGUCAACUUCUUUGGCAAGGACACUGUCGCCUCGAGUUUUGGAAAGUCAAAUUGAUGCAAAGAAGGAACUUGAGAAAAACCUGAAAGCCACAUGUGAAGAGUUUAUCAUGUCAGUCACUAAGCUAGUAGUAGACCCCAUGCUAUCCUUUGUUACAAAGGUGACAGCUGUCAGGGUGGCAUUGUCAUCAGGUGGUCAAAAUCAAAAGUUAGAGUCAGCUAUGGGAAAAUCACUCAAGGAGCAUGCGUUUGCUUCACCAGAUAAGGUUGCUGAAAUCGUGCAGAAGGUGAAUGCAGGCAUGCAGGAUGAGCUGCCAAGAGUGAUGGAGAAAAUGAAGCUUUAUCUACAAAAUCCAUCGACACGUACAAUACUUUUUAAACCAAUCAAGACGAAUAUCAUAGAAGCUCAUGAACAAGUAGAAUCAUUGCUGAAAAAGGAGUACUCUCAGGAGGAAAUUGAUAACAUAAAGAUGGUGUCCAUUCAGGAACUUCAAGCACAGCUUGACAAUCUUAUAUAGAGUUUGACAAUUCCAAAUGUUUUGUAGAGAUACCAAAAAGAUCAAGGCAUUGAACCAACCUCUAUUUAAGUCCAAAUUGAUGAUAAUUGACGGGUCAUUAUUGCUAAAGAAAUGGUUUUGUAUAUUUCAAACAACACCGAUAUAAGUGGAUGUUCUAUCUUUCGUCUUCAUACACUUUCUUCCAGCGAUUAUUCCACUAAGUCAAUAGGAUCCUAUCAACCUACUUCUCAUACAGAAGAGUUGUCUACACGUCUUGAUGAACCGUCCAUUGUAUGGUCUAAAAAACUAUUUAAUUAAUUUCAUAAUCAUUUUCCAAAAUAUUUAAACAUCAA